Messenger RNA from Cylas formicarius (sweet potato weevil), 1218 nucleotides. Its product is annotated as retinol dehydrogenase 12-like. The coding region runs from base 150 to 1145 and encodes 331 amino acids. The record is from RefSeq and is a predicted model, not a curated record. The transcript has 4 exons. NCBI's taxonomy places the organism in Eukaryota, Metazoa, Arthropoda, Insecta, Coleoptera, Brentidae.
AAUAAAGCUAUUAUCUAGCCGUUAAAUAUCUGCCCUUAUCGCGCGCCACUGCGCACUAUUAUCUAAUUGGCAAGCAAUUUAUUUUUUUCUGUUUCACUGUUGAACCUGUAGAUAGUAGUAGUUCUGUAUUUCGCACAAUUUCUGUCGAUAUGUUGUGGAUCAUUCUUGCGCCGAUUUUACUGUACAUAAUAAUCGAAUUAUUCACUUUCGCGACAAACGCCAGAUGUACGUCGAAAGUAUGUUUGAUCGGGAAAACUGCCCUUAUAAUUGGCGGAAAUACGGGUCUCGGAUAUGAACUAGCAAAAGCUCUGGCGACCAGAGGAUGCACAGUGAUCAUUGCAGACUAUGAAAAAGCUACCGAAUCCGCCAGACAAAUCAUAGAAGAAACACAUAAUCCCAACAUAAUAGCGAAGCAUGUGGAUUUGAGGUCGUUUAAGUCUGUGCGAAAAUUCGCCAAAGACAUCGUGACAAGUUUCGACGCGAUUCACAUCUUAAUGAAUAACGCGGGGAUAGGUGACAUAACUUAUGAGAUGACCGAAGAUGGCGUGCAGACGAUUAUGCAGAUUAAUUAUUUCUCGCACUUCCUUCUGACGCAUCUUUUGGCAGGUUUGCUGAUAAAAUCCGCUCCGUCGAGAAUUAUUUUCACAAGUUCGAUAGCGGCAUAUAAUGCCAACUUGACCAUCGAAAAUCUUAAGGGAGAACGACCGGAAGCAAGUGGAAUUAUGGAAUCCGCAGCGUACGGAAAUUCCAAACUGGCACUGGCAAUAUUUUCUCGAAGCCUGGCAAAAAAAUUAGAAAAUACUGGCGUCACCUCGAACUGUUUGCACCCUGGAUUCGUAAAGACAAAAAUAUGGCAGGGAAUUCGUGAAGUGGGUCCAAAGAUUAGGUUUUAUUCCUGGUUUGCGUAUAAUGUUCUUUUUGGAAAAAACGCUGAGGAAGGCGUGCAAACCAUGCUUCAUCUGUGCUGCAGUGAUGACGUGAAAAACGUAUCCGGCAAGUUCUUUUUCGAGUGCGUGCCAUCUUGGCAACCGAAAAAGGUCCACGACGAAAAACUUCGUGCCGAUAUUUGGAAAUUAAGCGAGGAAGUUGUCCAGCUUAAACCGGAUGAAAAACUCGAUUGCGUGUUAAAAAGUAUAAAAUUUUAAUAAAUUGUUUUUCAAAUGUAUGUAGUACCAAAUUGUUGAAAUUUUCUUAAUUAUAGUCCAAAGUCUUUCUUGA